AUGGUACAGGCCAACACUCUUUUUAAUUUUAACCAAGCUGGUUAUGGAAAUGCCACUAUGAAAAGUAUGUUAAUAAAAUUUCUGCUAACUAUUAACGUUUUUCACUUUCGUUUGGGCUAUUCAUUUCCUCAAGUGCAAAUUAGCGAUGGAGUUCUCUAUGGCUCGACACACACAACUAGAAAUGGAAAAACUAUAUCAAGUUUUUUAUCAAUUCCUUAUGCUCAACCUCCCGUAGGAAAUUUGAGAUUUAAUAAUCCCAUUCCUUGCGAACCGUGGACGGGUAUACGAAUGGCAGAUACAGAUGCUGAUCAAUGUCCUCAACACGACGGAAUGAGUGUCGUUGGGAAAGAGGAUUGUCUGUAUUUGAACGUUUAUACACCAAACCAAAAUUUGGCUUCGACACAGGACCUGUUACCAGUGAUGGUGUGGAUUCAUGGUGGAGCCUUCAAUUCUGGUAACAGCAGUUCGACUGGAUAUGGGCCAGAUUAUCUUUUAGAUAAAGAUGUAAUUUUCGUAUCUUUGAACUACCGAUUAGGGAUUCUUGGAUUCCUUAGUACUGGAGAUUUGGAAGCUCCAGGAAAUUUUGGAUUGAAGGAUCAGGUUUUGGCACUAAAAUGGGUUCAGAAAAAUAUUCGCGCUUUUGGUGGAAAUCCGGAAAGAGUCACAAUUUUUGGUCAAAGUUCAGGCGCCAUCAGCGUUGGUCUUCAUUUACUUUCGGACGCUAGUAAUGGCCUUUUUCAUCAGUCCAUAAUUCAGAGUGGAAGUGUACUGGUACCUUGGGGUUAUCAGAAUCGCAGUCAGUAUGAAUCACACAUAAAGGACCUUGCAUUUAUUCAUCUUUGUCCAAAUUUUAGUUCCAAAUUGAUCGUUGAUUGUCUGAGAACUAAAAGCAUUUAUGAAUUACUAGACUUCCGAUCCAUAAUUGUUGAGAACACUAAAAGAAUUGAUUUGCCAUUCAUCACUGGUAAUGUUGGAAAUGAAGCUGAGAUUAUGACAGAAGCUUUGCACUCAACACAAUUUUUGUACAACUUUGUGGAAGCCAGUGUAACGCAUCUUAUGGAUUAUUUUAUUGGGUAUUAUUUAAAACCCCAUAAUGUAACACAACUAAGAGAAGCAAUGAUAAAUUAUUAUUUCGAAGGAUUAGGUAUCAAUAAUAUUCAUAGCGAAAAGAUGGGUGAAACAGUCGAAGAAGCUUAUGAUAAUUCAAGCUACAUUUUAGGGUCAAUACUAAAGUUUUUUAGUACCCAUUCUCUUAAUUUUCGUACACUGACAGAAUUAUUUCAGGAAAUCAAGGAUCAAAAUUUGAAAGUAGAGAAAAGGGCUUCUGCUCAUAAAGCAAAGUUUAUUGAUGGACUCACGAGACUCGUAAAUGACGUUUUCUUCUUUUAUCCACAAGUAAAAUUUCUUGAGAAUAGAGCAAAGAUGGCUAAGAGCCCAUUUUAUUUUUACAUUUUCGACUAUCAAGGGGAAGUUGUCUCAGUUCAAAAUAAUGGAAUUAUGAACUUCACGGGUCACAAUGAGGAUCUCUUUUAUUUAUUCCCUCUCAAAUUUGAACGAAUGAAAGCUAUCGGAGCAGAUGAAUAUGUCGUUGAUGUAAUCCUGGACAUGUGGACAUCCUUUGCAAAAAAUGGAACACCAACGUCCAACUAUUUACGUUAUCCUAAGCUAUGGACGACAUACCUAGAAAACAAAAUUUACCUAAGUAUUGAAGAUAUAAAAUUACGAGCAUACUUGAAUAGUGGCCGUGAGCGUUGGAAAAAACAACAGUCACCUCUGACUGCUUUCUUAGAGCUGUCAUUUGCCACUCAACAGAUUUCUAGUCAAACUGCCUUCUAA
Molecule: messenger RNA, 1836 nt
Organism: Belonocnema kinseyi
Lineage: Eukaryota; Metazoa; Arthropoda; Insecta; Hymenoptera; Cynipidae
Product: esterase E4-like
Exons: 11
Coding region: 1-1836 (611 amino acids)
Molecular function (GO): hydrolase activity
Source: RefSeq, a predicted model, not a curated record